Messenger RNA from Fusarium tjaetaba, 672 nucleotides. RefSeq lists its product as uncharacterized. NCBI's taxonomy places the organism in Eukaryota, Fungi, Ascomycota, Sordariomycetes, Hypocreales, Nectriaceae. The transcript has a single exon. Bases 1 to 672 code for a protein of 223 amino acids. The record is from RefSeq and is a predicted model, not a curated record.
AUGACAGUCACAACAGUCCCUGCGACGCAUCCCAUUGCAAGACGCGGCCCGCUCUCGCAAACAAGUACAGCAGAGUUACACCAAUCCAGCGAUCUCCGGUACCAACGUCGCGAGGCUCAUAUUCCAAAGGGGUCAAAUGAAGAAGAAAAGCUCUACAUCCUGACACUUCUUACCGACAAGCGACACCAUGAUGAGAUGAGUGCGCUGCGAAGACAGUGGUUUCCUCCAAAGUUGCUCAAGGUGGACGCUCAUAUCACUCUGUUCCACGCGUUACCUGGCUCCAAACUGUCAGAAGUCAAGUCAGAUAUUGCAGACAUCGCAGCUCGGUCAGCGAAAUUCUCAAUCGGUGUAGGAAAUCAAGACGUUUACGAAAUGGGCAAGGGCGUUGGCAUCAAGAUCUAUGCUGGUCAAAAGAGAGCUUUAAGCAUACGCAGUGAAUUGAGGGACAAAUGGGAGCCUUUUCUCAGCGAUCAAGAUAGACGAGAGAAAUGGAGAGGUCACUACACUGUCAUGAACAAGCAGGAUGAUAAGGAAGAGGUACAGAAGUGCCUGGACUAUUUAAAGGAGGGGCAUGCAGAGAGCAAGGGCACUGUUGAAGGACUGAGUCUGUGGCUGUAUGAUAGAGGUUGGUGGAGGGAAGACGAGGUAUUUAAAUUCUCAAAAGAAGCAUAA